GAGCUUGGCCAAUCAACUGACCAGCUGAAAGGUUUGCUGGGGAAAGUGCAAAGCCAGCUGCUGCAAAUGAAGAGCCAAGGCUCCAGUGCCAAAUGUGACCAGAAGCAAGACAACUCUCAAACUGGAGGAAUGGAUGAGAGUCCGGAAAAAUCAGAGCUGCGGAAUGACAAGGUUUCCGAUGCUGAUAACAUCGUGUCUGAAAAGGACGUCGUUCCAGAAGUGGUAGGCAAACCAGCAUCUGGCGGUCAUGCUUCCGUCCAAGGACGGAAUGUGGGCAGUGUCAGCCCACGUCAGACUGAAGACAGUGAUGCCGGAUGCUUGCCAAUGUCGAUAGUUUGCCCAGGCGUCUUUGGAAUGUCAACACGGCCUUUUUCAAGAUCGCGAUCGACCCGAGCUCGAGGGCGGCGUUCGGAUUCGCCAUGGUCGGAGCACAUCGAUCCUGCUACAGGACUCACAUACUACUACAACUCUGAGACCAAAGUCUCAGUUUGGACCAAGCCGGGAGAAGAGAUGGCCUCAGAAGUAGAAGAGGUGGACGAAAAUGAGGUCCCGGUGGAAGUGCAAGAGCCAGCAGCAGAGAAAGCCCUGACACCAACAAAGGUGUCCAGGGCGGCUUCCUCAAAGAGCUUGCGAGGACACAUGCAGGAAAAGAAUCGAGGUGGAGGUCCCAGGAGAUCAUCAGAGGCUGGACACCUUCACCACCACAGGAAGAGCUGCCUGAUUGAUCCACGCUGGGGCACGAAGCUUCUGUGGGAUUUCUUCGUGAUGUUUGUGGUGCUCUUCGAUGCGCUCAUCCUACCCUUUCAGCUCGCAUUCAAGAACAACAAUCACGAUGCUUUCGACGAGUUCUGGUUUUGGUGGACGACCAUUCUAUUCGGCCUUGACAUCGUGAUUAGCUUUAACACAGCGAUUCAAGUGGAUGAUGACGGUAGCCGACCAGAUGCCUUGUUGAGAGACAGGAAGGCAAUCGCACUGGCUUAUGUCAAGGGAUGGUUUUGCAUUGACUUUUUCAGUACAGUGCCGUGGCCUCGCUUAGCCUCUAUGUUUGCAGCGGGCGAUGGAGGUGGCUCAACUCAAGCAGCCAAGCUGUUGAAGGUGGUGAAAUUCUUGCGGCUCAUGCGGCUCAUGCGGAUGCUACGCAUGGCAAAGCUGCGAAAGCUGUGGGAGAGGGUGGAGGAUGAGAUCGGGUCAGUGUUGCUUGUCCAGUCCAUGAUGUUGGUUCGCAUUCUGCUUAUCGUCAUUGCGAUUUGUCAUUGGAAUGCGUGCAUCUUUUGGAUGGUUGGCAAUCCAGAAAGCCUGAUCACAGACCUCAUGCCUGAAAAGACCUAUGAGGAAUUUUUGCAAGUGCCACACUGGACCACAAUCAGCAGGAGUCAAGGCCCAAACCAAAGCACCUGGCGGUGGAUUGAUAGACCAACAUCAGAGUCGUACAUUUUCUGCUUCUACUGGACUUUGGGAGUUAUGAGGACCAUGCCAGCUGAAGUGACCCCAGUCAACUUGGCAGAGCGAAUGUUUGUGCUGUUCUUUAUGUUCUUUGCCCUUUCUGCCUUCGCCAUCUCGGUUGCAUCUUUGACCCAAGCCUACUUCAAGAUCUCAGAGCGUAGCCGCAGCUUCACGGACGAACUCUUCGCUGUACGCAUGCUCUUGAAGAGAUUGAAGAUGGAUCCUCAAAACAGGCGUCGCAUUCGCGACUGUCUGAACUUGCUGUUUGAGAGGCGCAAGAUCAUGGCAAAGGAGUCCCGCCUCCUGUCAGAGCUGCCAGAUGAGCUUCAGGAAGAGGUGGAGCGAGCCAAGAUACAGCAGCACUUGUUUAGGUUGCCAGGUGUCUCAGAGCUGAGCAAGUCUCAGUUGGCAGAGAUUUGCAACAAGAAGAACGAAUGCGUGAGCUUCUUCGUCAUGUGUCCGGGAGACGUGGCCUGCACAAUGGGAGAGGAAGCCAAAUGUGCAUGGAUCUUGUGCGCUGGAAGACUUCAAGCCUUGGAUGCCUUUGGUGAAGUGAUGAUCCUUGGUGAUGAAUCCUUCGACGCAAUAGAUGAGGAUACCCUUUGGAGCGCAGAGCCAAUGGAGUCCCCUUUCACAGUGACUGCGUACACAGCGUGCGACAUGCUCUGUAUCAACAAGGACAAGUUCAUAGCGAUAGCGACCAAGGAGGAGGAGGUGUGGAAGUGCCAAUCGCGAAAGAGGAACCCGCCCAUGGCACAAAAAGCCUUGCAACACCAUCACAUCUCCACUACGGCUUCAGCAGCAGCAGCCGUUUCCUCCAUUUCAGCCGGGUGA
Molecule: messenger RNA, 2277 nt
Organism: Cladocopium goreaui
Lineage: Eukaryota; Dinophyceae; Suessiales; Symbiodiniaceae
Source: the annotation of a GenBank genome assembly